Molecule: messenger RNA, 1991 nt
Organism: Daktulosphaira vitifoliae (grape phylloxera)
Lineage: Eukaryota; Metazoa; Arthropoda; Insecta; Hemiptera; Phylloxeridae
Product: probable G-protein coupled receptor CG31760
Exons: 8
Coding region: 60-1889 (609 amino acids)
Biological process (GO): G protein-coupled receptor signaling pathway
Cellular component (GO): membrane
Molecular function (GO): G protein-coupled receptor activity
Source: RefSeq, a predicted model, not a curated record
UAAACAAAACGUUUGAAUUAACAUGUACGACGUCUAGUUUUAAAAACAGGUUACUCCAAAUGAUACUUUGUGUAAUUUUGUUUAGUGUUUCCAUCACUUGUUUAGGCCUUGAUAGCAGUUCCGUUGUUAGCGAGCUUACACCACUAGAAGCUAUAAGAGCAUCAACUAACAAUGAAAGUUUGGAAUGUUUUGAAAAUGUUAACGCACCACUGCUUUUUUGGAAUUUAUCAUCUUUGGAAACAAAAUUAAGCUUGGCUAAGUCAUUAAGCCUUCAUGACGUGACUCUAAAGCGUGAUUUAUUGUCGGCGGUAUGCAUGUGGUUAUGGACCACGGAACCAGGUUUAUUGUCAUUACAAGUAUACUUGGGCGAUCAACUUAUCAAAACUUAUAAAAAUCGAACUAACGCAUAUAGUUCUUUUUUAUCCGAUCAGAACAACACAUACUGGAGAUGCGACGAUCACAUUUUUGUCGAACACAUUGAAGUUCUUUUUGAAAAUCGAAUCACCAUGGUUAUAGAAGCGAAUUUAUCAACAAUUGUAAUUAACCAAUGUGAUAAAUCUGAUGAAUCAAAUAUUAUUAAUGGUACUAAUAAAUGUCACCACACAACCGACUGUGUAUACAAAAAAGGGUCUCAUCAAUUUAGCAUUGGUAAUUAUUGGUGUGUAUGCAAGUCCGGUUAUUAUUCAAUUCUUAAAAUGUUUGAUGGAAUGAACAUUGAAGAAGCUACAUUUAAUGAAAUAGAAGAAAAAUAUUCAUGUCACCCGUGUUCAGAAGGUUGUGAUAUAUGUAGUGGACCAGAAAGUUGUAUGGCUCAAUUUUCUUGGGUUCAAAGGAGUAUUUUUCUAAGUAUAACCAUAUUAUGUAUUGUUUUAACGAUUAUACUAAUUUGGUUCGUACACAAAAACCGUCGUAUUAAAGUUUUUAGAAUCGCAAGUCCAACGUUUCUUAUUAUAACUUUGGUUGGCUGUAUUAUAAUGUACUCAGAAAUGGGUAUUAUGUUUCCGCAAUGUAAUCAGCAAUUAUGUGUUGCAACAAAAUGGACAAGGCAUUUUGGUUUUUGUAUAACAUACUCGGCUUUACUUAUGAAAACUUGGAGAGUGUCUUUGACUUAUAGAGUUAAAUCAGCACACAAACUGAAACUCACUGACAAUCAACUUUUACAAUGGAUGGCUCCGAUUUUGGGUAUUAUUUUAGUUUACAUGGGAGCAUGGACAUUUAGUGAUCCACCUCAAGUAGUAUUAGCAAAAAGUGAAGAAGAGACUAAAUUCUGGCAAUGUUCAAAUGAUUGGUGGGAUCAUUGCUUAGCUGUUGGCGAAGUUUUAUUUUUAGCAUGGGGUGUUCGAGUUUGUUAUGUUGUUAGAAACGCUGAAUCGUUUUAUAAUGAAGCAAAACUCAUAAGUUUUGCAAUUUAUAACAUAUUUAUUGUAAACGUCACUAUGAUGGCUAUCCAUUUUUUACUGUUUCCCAAUAUCGGACCUGAUCUAAAAUAUACACUUGCGUUCAUAAGAACUCAGUUGAGUACAUCUGUAACUAUAGGUUUAGUAUUUGGUUCAAAAAUAGUACGAGUGAUAAACGGUCAAGGAGAUAACUGGGAUACUAAAUUACAACCAAAGGGUAUUAUUUCUUAUGAAAUGGAUGAAAUUUGUGACGAACCAAUUGAUUUGCAGACAGAAAAUGACCAAUUAAAGGAAGAGAUAGUAAAAUUAGCUACAAAUAUAGGAAUAAUGAGGAAUUCUUUAAUGCUUGUAAAUAAUAGGCACCUUAAAAAAAAUGGAUGCCCAAGUUGUAAUCCUUUAAUUUUAAGCCAACAGAGCCCAACAAAUAAAUCAGGAGGCUUUUUUAGAAGUUUAGGAUCAAAUAAUUGCUUAUCACCAUUGUCUAAUACUUAAAAUAGUCAUACACUUUAAAAAGUUUAUAUAUUUCUUUAAUUAUAUUAAGAUAAUUACUUUACAAAUAAAACAAAAUAAACAAAUCAAAUACACACAUAAUUA